Stegodyphus dumicola is the source of this 2010-nucleotide messenger RNA. RefSeq lists its product as uncharacterized. NCBI's taxonomy places the organism in Eukaryota, Metazoa, Arthropoda, Arachnida, Araneae, Eresidae. The record is from RefSeq and is a predicted model, not a curated record.
GUUGGGCCAACUUGGGCAAACGGCAAUUCAUGCGCAGUGACUAUACAGUCAUAUGUGAUGUUUGUUUAUUUUAUUCAAUAAAACAGUGUUUGGAUAUUUUAAUUAUUUGUUAUUCAGUUUGUUAUGAUGAGUUUUUAGCACGCGGGUGUAAAAGCUCCUUUAUUCAGCGGAAAUUUACAUAAACAUCGGAGAAUUGACGAAGUGUAUUAUAAAUUUUGUAAUAUUGCAUAUAUUUGUUUCCUUUUUUUUUUUUUUUUUUUCUUACUGCCUGAUAAUUCCAGCAGUUUAAUAAAUCACUUCAGCGCAUUUAUGAUGGCUGUGGCUCAUUGCAGUAGUCGAAAGAGACCACGUUCUUGUGAAGAUGAUAGCUGUGAACUGAUGCCCAUUUCAAAAAGAAUUAAUGAUCUGCAUAUCAGGUCAUGCUUUCCUGAAUCCAGUUCAUCUAUAGAUGAUUGUAUGCCAGAAAUGCAUCCACGAGUCCGAGCUAGCAGAGAAAUAGUUAGUGGAAAUUACAACAUCAGUGCAUCAGAAGCACAUAGGCCACAGGUAUAUAAAGAUAGUGUUCUACAACCUAGUUACAGGCCAGAGCUAAGUGUAGCUGAAAAUCCUUAUUACUACCACGUAAAUGAAAUGCUGUAUGAAGCUCAUAUUCAGCGUUUACAAAGACUGGCUAAAAUAUGAAUAUGCAUUUGUUUGAUUUUUUUGUUUAUAGUUGCAUUUCUUUUUUUUUUUUUUUUUUUCUUUUUUUUCUGUUAUUAGAAGGGUCUGCCUUUAGUUGGUGCGCCGAAUGUAUAAUCAUGUAAUAUAUUGUAAGAAUGUGUGAUGUGUAAAAGUAAUUAAAGGUUUAUUCAGAAAGAUUCUGCAAAAUAAUUUUGUAUUGAAUUUUUUUAAAUUACAUUACAUUUAUGAAUUGAAAUGCACCUGUGUUAAAUUGUAUAUGCAAAGUGAUCAAAAUAAAAUCGGUUAAAAUUAGUAUUUUAAUAUUAUGAAAGGCCAGAGAAUGUAAACUUUUGCUAUGUUUUUCAUUUCAUGUAUUGUAGAUUGAACCAUUUUAUGCUUGUCUUCUCUUCUCCCACUUUUUCAUUUGUUUCACAAUUCUGUUGCUCAGCACAAUUUCAUAUAUUAAUUUAGUUACAAUUAAAUAAAUGUGUUUUCAGAAUUGUGGCUUGUGAAGCAAUGUGUGUAAAUAAUUUGUGUAAAACAAAGCAUGUAUAUAUGUUAGUGUGUAGACAAAUAUAUUUUUUUUAAUUAUGUAAUUUGCUAAAAUGUUUGAUUUCUUAAAUGUACUUUUUUUGCCAGUUGUUUUUCGUAAAAAUUUAAAUCAGUGUGCUUGGGGUGGUUACUGAUUUAAGAAUAGAAUUGCAUGUACACUUGAAGUGUAUUAUGGCUAUAAUCACUUUUAGAUUUAAAUUCAUACUCUUUAAUACUAAGAAUUAUUCUGAUUGAAACUGGGGGGAAGAAUUGUAUGUAGGCUUUAUUAAAAAAAUAAUCUUUAAAGGUAAAUUUGUUUUAAGUAAAAAUUAUAAUUUUGCAAAAUGUGAAACUAUUUUACACCAUCAAAGGAAUCACAGAAUAGUUCAUUUUUCAAAAUACCUAUUACACCUUAACACUCUUAAUAAGUUAAUAGCUACUGCUUUAAAAAAAUCUUAAAAAUUUACUUUUUAUUUCAUAUAUCUUUGUUUAGUUAAUAACUUUACGUUCCAUACAUUUGUAAAAUUAGCUAUCAUUUCAGUGUAAGUUAAAAAAAAAAUUUCUCAUAAAUAUUAGUUUAAUGUAUUUAUUUAUACAUUGUAUUAAAAGACUGAUAUAAUCAAGCUUGAUCUCUGACUGAAAAUUAGUCUAUUUUAAUGAAUUAUUAAUACCAACAGUUAUUCCCCCCCUGCACUAAAGUGAUGAAAGGUAUUUGGAAUUUAAAAAUCAAAAUGUAAUAUAAUUCUUGUUUUUUAGGAAUGAAAUGUAUGUAAAAUUAUUUUAAAAUGACUAGCAAAAUUAAAAGUCUACCAAAAUGUA